AUGGUGGAGAAGAGACAGCGUCCGCCGAUGAGACGUGGUGUCAUCGGGCUUCUCGGCGAGUCGACGGUGAAGAGAGAGAGCCGAGGUUCGCGUGUUGUCGUCUCACAACAAAUCUGGGCAGUCUUCGAAAGAGGCGGAGGAGUUCAUGUCGCGACGUGGAGAGAAAAUCUGAUCGACGUGGAGAGAAGUUCCGAUCGACGAGGAGGGACAUUGGGUCAUCGGGUUUCUCGGCGAAUCGACAGCGAGGUGGGGCGACGAUGA
Messenger RNA from Arabis nemorensis, 261 nucleotides. Lineage: Eukaryota; Viridiplantae; Streptophyta; Magnoliopsida; Brassicales; Brassicaceae. The record is from the annotation of a GenBank genome assembly.